Messenger RNA from Centropristis striata (black sea bass), 5309 nucleotides. It is a transcript of the gene hgfa, whose product is annotated as hepatocyte growth factor a. The record is from RefSeq and is a predicted model, not a curated record. The transcript is spliced from 18 exons. Bases 108 to 2276 code for a protein of 722 amino acids. Gene Ontology annotation, molecular function: serine-type endopeptidase activity. Gene Ontology annotation, biological process: proteolysis. Lineage: Eukaryota; Metazoa; Chordata; Actinopteri; Perciformes; Serranidae.
GUGUGAGGAAGACAAGUCUUCUGCUGGUCAUCUGUCUGGACUCCACAACCACCGAGUCAGCCGGCCAUUAAUCCGGAUUCUAACCUGCUGCUACCAAGUUCCUAACCAUGAGGACAAACGUAUGGAUUUACCAAGCUGUGGUGUGUGUUGUGGUCACUAUAUUGGAUACAGGUUUUUGUAGAAAGAAUCAUCACUCAUUACAGAAGUAUGAGAAGAGUGAGAAUCACAUGCUGGUUUGCACAGACUGCCCUCAGCCCCCUUUGGUACGAACCAGCCGAUCGCAUGAACAAUGCGCCCGCAAGUGCAAGAAAGUCAAGAAAAACUUUAACUGCAGAGCUUUCAACUUUCAACGACACAACAGGAAAUGCCACUUGCUUCCUUUUGACCGUUUCACCCACGGUGUGCAGAAGCAGGCCAACGUCAACUUUACUCUGUAUGAAAAAAAAGAUUAUAUUAGGGAGUGUAUCGUCGGCACCAAGGACAACUACAGGGGGAGGAGGUCUUGGACAAAGUCAAACAUUACUUGCCAAGCUUGGUCGGAUAAUAACAUCAAUGAACACACGUUUUAUCCAGAUAGGUACCCAACGGAAGACCUGAGGGAGAACUUCUGUCGGAAUCCCAAAAACGAUCCUGGUGGUCCGUGGUGCUACACCACAGACCCCAACGUACGAUCCGAGGAGUGUGGAAUACCACAGUGCUCAGAGGAAGUCUGUAUGACGUGUAAUGGGGAAGAUUAUCAGGGCAAAAUGGACCAUACAGAGAGUGGCAAGGAGUGCCAGAGAUGGGACUCAACAAGGCCUCACAAACACAACUUCCAGCCCAAAAAGUAUCGGCAAAAAGAUUUAAAGGACAACUACUGUCGUAACCCAGAUAAUCGUCUCCGUCCCUGGUGCUACACCAUGGAUCCCAAAACUCCGUGGGAGUACUGCAACAUCACUGUGUGUGAUUCCGACUCAAGUGAGGACACAGAUGUCAAUGUAACAACAUCCUGUGUCCAGGGAAAGGGUACAGAUUACCGAGGCACAAUGAAUGUCACUCCAGAGGGUGUGACAUGUCAGCGCUGGGACUCCCAGUUUCCCCAUAACCACUCCUUUCUUCCUAAGAACUUCAAAUGCAAUAUGUGUAUGUGUUAUAGAGACCUCAGAGAGAACUACUGCCGUAACCCUGAUGGUGCAGGUUACCCAUGGUGCUUCACCACAGACCCCAACCAGAGGAUAGCCAACUGCACCCACAUCCCCAGGUGUGAUGCUGAGGCCGAGCAAAAAAUAGAGUGUUAUGAAGACAACGGAGAGUCGUACCGGGGCACUUUAUCCAUAACUCGAUCGGGGAUUCCCUGUGCAGAUUGGUCACAUCACAUAAACAGUGGGGAUUCUCACUCUACAGAGUCCCAUGUAGGGCUGGAGAAGAACUACUGCCGGAACCCGGACCGGGACAAACAUGGCCCCUGGUGUUACACCAAUCCAAAUAAUCGUUUGGCCUGGGACUACUGCAAACUGAAACACUGUGAAUCGGUGACAGUGACUCCUCAACCUAAAACUCUAACCGGGCCCAAGAUAUCAUGCUUUGUGCAUAUAAACACCAGAAUUGUUGGAGGACACCAAGUGCGAGGAACAGAUGGCAGCUGGGUUGUGAGCAUCCAAAGAGAGAAGCUUCAUGUGUGCGGAGGCUCGUUGAUCAGAGAAGAUUGGGUUUUGACCGACCAACAGUGCUUCACCUCUUGUGUUCCAGAUCUUAAGGAUUACAGUGUGCAGGUUGGUCUGCGCCACCUCAAUGAAUCCUCAAGCCACCCGAGACUACGCAUCUCUCGCCUGAUCUGCGGCCCAGAGGGAUCCAACUUAGUUAUGCUGAAACUAGAAGAUCCCGCCCCUGUGUCCGAAGGUGCCUCCACUAUUCAUCUUCCAGUAAAAGAGUGUCACAUCCCCGAGGGCACCAACUGCACCAUGUACGGAUGGGGGGAAACCAAAAACACAGGAUACGAUGAGGCGCUGAACGCUUUGACCAUGCCCAUGGUCAACAACGACAUGUGCUCACAAAUCAAAGGCGACGCUGGGGAAAGCAGAAUAUGUGCCGGUGGCAAGAGAGGAGAAGGCGUUUGUGAUAAAGACAAUGGUGGUCCGUUGGUUUGCCAGGAGCACGAACGCAAAGUGAUCGUCGGCGUGAGCAUCCAAAGGACAAAAUGCGCCUCAUCGCAGCCUGCGCUUUUUGUUAAUGUCGCUUUCUACUCUGAGUGGAUAUACAAAGUGUUCAAACUUUACCCCAGUUUGGAGAGGAACUAAUGUUGUGGUGUGAAAAUCAAAAUCCUAAUGCACGACUUUACCGCAGCCUGGGAGAGGAGGGGGCGGCUUCGGGCCAACGGAUUCCAAGACCUCUCCAGCACGGAGCACGGGGGAGAAAUGAGGAAAAUCACCUUUCGGAAAGAGGCCAUUUUGGGAUUUUGUGGAUGAAUUUGUCAUUUUUUUUACGGAGAUGACAGAGAUUAGUGAUUGAAGACUGGAAUAAGGAAUGGAAUGUCAUCCGUUCUUCCACUUAUAAAUGAAGACAUCCCGGUUGUUAGCCUUAAUAUCAUUUUUACAACCAAAGUCUUGGGCACAUGGACGGCAUACUUAUUGCAUUUUGACAUGUUCAGAAUUUCUGAAGCCAUCCAAAGAAAGACAAUGAGAAAGACUCAGUAUUAUCUCCUGGAAUAUACUUGAAUAUGGACAGAACCCAGUUGUUUGGAGGUAAACCACACAAGGCGCUCUCCUGUGACUGGGACUUGUUAUUUUUAUUAUUUUGUUUCAUUUUUUGAAUAUGUUGAGCUGGACUGCAAAACAUAUCUUAUUACAUCCAACACAAAUGAUGUGGAUGGAUAAUUGUGAUGUGCCUUAAUGUCAACAAAUAUACUAAUCUGGUCAUAAAUUUGAGGGUAAGCUAAAAAUAUCACAGCAAAAAUUAUAAAUAUCUUUAAGGUUUCUUAAAUAAUCCCACAAAAACCUAUGCUAAUACCAAAAAGGGAGGAAAUUAUAAGCAUGAAAAUGUCAUUAAACCGUUCUUCAAACCCUAGAAGUCCUAAAGAAAAGCAUUUAUGUCCAGCAAAGGUUUAAAUUUGGCUUCAGAUCGACAAGUAUAUAUAAUACAUUAUUGCUGCUUGGAAAGCUAACUGCAGCAGCCUUGGCAACCAUGCAGUGCUAAUUGUGUGCAGUAGCUGGACUACCUUUUCCCCAGUUAGCUGUAACUGUUAGAUUCCCCGUGAGAGGGUCUAAGUAGGACUGAGCGAUCUGCUCCAAAAAUCUUAUGCUAAUAUUUGUAGCAUGAGAGAGAGAAGAGCCAUGCCAAAUAUAACAUGGCUAUUUGGUCUCCAGUUUGGAGGGAACUUUGGCCCCUGGUGGGCUGUGUGUGGUCAGUAGGAUAUUUUAUACUUUUUUUUGUUUCAUGGAAAGUGACUCCUUCUGUACAUAACUGCAGAUUUAUUGAGUGUGUUUCUGCUGUGCUGUAAGAUAUUAUAGGUCUUAUAGAUCUGGAAUAUUUUUUGGUUCACUGAGUUAUGUCAGAUUGUCUUCUUCGUGCCUCUGAUUAUGUUUGAUAUUUAAAGAGACUGGUAGCUUGUAAGUAGAUGUUAGGUGUAUUUAUUUUUUUUGAAUUAGCAGAAGACAUCAUUUGGAAAGAAUCCAGAUUUUGAUGUGAUAUUAAGAUUGUUUUGUCUUUGUCCUGAGAGUGAUUUUGAUCCCAGAAUAACCCGGAUGCAUGUUUAACUCACAGGUAAUAUCCACACAAACAUAAAAUGAAAAGUUACAGUACAGAAUCAUAUGGUGUAACAUCUUAAUUCAAGAAGGCCUGUUGCAGGUUAAAUAAUGUAUACUCCACUAAAAAGUUAAAAGUGCAUUUAGUAAAUUGAUACUAGUUAAUGCCAUUUACUGUGUAUAUAUACACAAACAUAAAUGCACAUGCACAAACUCAAAUAUGCGUCAUGACUAUAUCAUAGAAAUGUACCUUACGCUUGCCAAAUACGCACCAAAUUGGGCCAGGGUUGUAAAAUGGUGCAAUUUGGUGUAACCAGCCUGUAAAAAAAAAAAAAUGCAUCAAGUUUCUUGCUAUUAGCAUUGCCAAAAUAAAGCCAAAUAAGUGAACCAAAGGAGUAGAUGAUAGCAAAGGAGUGCCUUAUCAUUUUUUCCGAAUAAGCAAAAAUAUGCAAAUAGCCAGAGGAUGCCAGCAGGCCUAAAUGCCUUAAAUGAUGCCAAAAUUCUCCACUCAUUUAGCAUUAAAAAAUGUGUAUUUUACUGAUAUUUGUGUGGUUUCUAUGCAAAAGUUAAACAGUGUAUUCUAUUCUCAGCUCUAAGAUGACUCUUUUGAUUAUCACGUUUAAAAUGGUACAUAGCAAUAAAGGACCAAAUGUUAAAGGCAUACUAUGCAGGAAUUGUUGCUUACUGUUUGUAAACAUUCAAACGUGGCCUUUCCUCCCUGGCUCAGCGAAAAUUCAAUUCAAAUUCAAAUGACUUUAUUUAUCCCAGAGCAAGCAAACCUGCUUGCUGUUUCGCCGCGCUAUAUAUGUGUUUUUUGUUUGUUUGUUUUGUUACGUUUUCUUGAUGCUGUGUCAGCUAAUUUCAUAGCUUCAUACCCAAAGAUUGACAAUCGGAGACUUCCUAAACAAGGCAAAAUGAAAAAAAGGUCUUUGCAGAUGCCUUUAAUUGGUCAAAAGUGAUAAUUGAAGGGAUUAUUUUCGAAUAAAUCUAUUGUUUUUUUUCCUUUUUUUCUGGAAAAUCCUGCAUAGUAUACCUUUAUUAUUAUUAUUAUUAUUAGUGCGGGUUCCCAUUAGCCUUUCAGUCAUUUUGCCUUUGACUGCUAGCCUUCGGAAGACCAUAACUGUACGCAAUAAAAGUUUAACUGUGGCCUUUAUCCAUUAUACUUUGAGGACAUAUACAAUGAUCUUACAGCCUUGCACAGGUUAACACCAAGGCAAAAGUCUAUGAAGUAGAAAUUUAAACUAAAAAAGUCUGAUUUAAGGUAACUGACAUAUAAAACACGUGAAACCAAAUAUUACAAAUUCUUUGUUAUGUGGUCGAUCAUAUUAUUGUAAAUUGUCAGCUGCGCACUCAUGGCGUUGUAACUGUUAUUUAAUUUAUGUAAAUAGCCUUGUGCAUUGUGUAAAUGACACUUUGUAAUUUUUGUAAAUAUCAUACUUAAGAAUUUUUACUUCAUUCUGUUCAUAUGUUUGUAUACUGUAAACUUUUAAAUAUAACAGCUGCUAUUUUGUGUUAGUGAGUUGUUUUAUAUCUAUUUCUGAAUUUUGUAGCCUUUGUAUUAUUCCUAUUUUAAUAAACGACUUGACAUUA